Prunus armeniaca (apricot) is the source of this 1167-nucleotide messenger RNA. NCBI's taxonomy places the organism in Eukaryota, Viridiplantae, Streptophyta, Magnoliopsida, Rosales, Rosaceae. The record is from the annotation of a GenBank genome assembly.
AUGAGCAACCAACACUUGUUUGACACUGAUUCUGACGAGGAAAGUAUGGAAGAUAUGUUCAUAGAAUGGGAGAUAUCACAGAAACAUAAUGCAGAGAAGGCAACACAUGGUGGGUUGUCAUCAAGAAUGAGGUAUGUACCAAGAGAACGAGAAGCUGGCCAUAUGCGCCUUAUGAAAGAUUAUUUUUGUGCCACUCCUGUGUAUAAUGCAGAUAAGUUCCGGAGGAGAUUUCGCAUGAGGCCUUCCUUGUUCAACCAAAUCUUAGAACAAGUCAUGAACUACGACACUUACUUCCAACAACGACGAGAUGCUUGUGGAAAUCUCGGUUUGUCCACCCAUCAAAAGUUAACAGCUGCCUUAUGUAUGAUUGCGUAUGGAACACCUGCCGAUCAAAUCGACGAGAACCUAAGAAUGGCAGAAACCACAUCUAUUGAGACUUUGAAGAGAUUCUGUCUUACAAUCCAUGCAAUAUAUGGCAGAGAGUACCUUCGAUCACCGACACCGGUUGACCUUGCAAGGCUCUUGAGAAAUGGGCAAAAACGCGGUUUUCCGGGCAUGCUUGGGAGCUUGGACUGCAUGCACUGGGAAUGGAAGAAUUGUCCAACUGCUCACCAUGGAGCUUAUGUGGGCCACCAUGGUCGUCCAACUAUUAUUCUUGAGGCUGUAGCUUCGUUUGACACAUGGAUUUGGCAUUCUUAUUUUGGAAUGCCUGGUUCACACAACGACCUUAAUGUGCUUUACUCGUCACCCUUAUUUGUGCAGGGUAGGAAGAAAAAACUUUUUUCAAGGAAACAAGAGGCGUAUCGCAGGGACGUGGAACGAGCAUUUGGUAUCCUUCAAUCACGAUUUGCCAUCCUUAGGGGCCCUGCUCGCUUUUGGCAUCAAGAAGAUCUUGAGCGAAUCAUGAAUGUGUGCAUCAUUUUGCAUAAUAUUAUCGUGGAGGAUGAGCGUGAUGAAUAUGCUUCCGAUGAUGAUGAUGAUGAUGAUGCAACUUCUAUGGGUCCUACACCUUCAUAUUAUGACCCUGCAGAUGUUCUUGAGAUCGAAGUGCGACGAGAUGCAGCCCCACUUGGAGCAUAUUUAAGUAGGCGAAGAAUUAUGAGAGAUGAAAUUCGCCACCAUGCUCUUCGAAAUGAUCUUAUUAAUCACUUGUGGGAUAAGGAAUGA